This is a messenger RNA of Pterocles gutturalis (yellow-throated sandgrouse), 342 nucleotides long. Its product is annotated as ADP-ribosylation factor GTPase-activating protein 1. The transcript has 3 exons. The record is from RefSeq and is a predicted model, not a curated record. Lineage: Eukaryota; Metazoa; Chordata; Aves; Pterocliformes; Pteroclidae. Gene Ontology annotation, biological process: regulation of endocytosis; regulation of ARF protein signal transduction. Gene Ontology annotation, molecular function: GTPase activator activity. Gene Ontology annotation, cellular component: Golgi membrane. The annotation marks the transcript as partial.
AUGGCAAGUCCGAGAACAAGGAAAGUUCUGAAGGAAGUCAGAGCACAAGAUGAGAACAAUGUCUGUUUCGAAUGUGGUGCGUUUAACCCCCAGUGGGUGAGCGUGACCUAUGGAAUUUGGAUCUGUCUGGAGUGCUCAGGAAAACACCGAGGCUUGGGAGUUCACCUCAGUUUUGUACGUUCUGUAACUAUGGACAAAUGGAAGGAUAUUGAGCUGGAGAAAAUGAAGGCUGGAGGUAACAGCAAAUUUCGAGAGUUCUUGGAGUCUCAAGAUGACUAUGAUCCCUGCUGGUCAAUGCAAGAGAAGUACAACAGCAAAGCUGCAGCUCUCUUUAGAGAUCAG